UCCUAAUUUAUUUCUUAUAAUCUGAUAAUAAUUGUAUCUAUUGUUUCUCUCACUCACUUUCUGUGUAUCGUUUUUGUUGACAGUGUACAGGUACUAUAGUCUGUAUGUGUAUAGACUACUUUCUGUGCAUCUUGAUCACAUUAAAAUAUAUAGUUUCAUGCUAAUUAAAAAGAAAUACAUUACAAGCCUGUACCUCAACACAAUGGUCAGCAUUUGUUUUAUGAUUUUGGAAAAAAUAAUCGAAUAAGUUAUAUACAUGUAAUAUUGAUGGUUGUCAUUAUUGUACGUUGUAUACGCUUGCUAAACAAUGACUGUUAGUAAAAAUUUGGAUAUUAAAACAGAUUUGCUGUUAAAUGAUGAAGUAAUCAAUCAGUACAUGGAUUUAAUUACACAACGUUCUCCAGAAACUGUAUACACAUUCAAUACAUUUUUUUAUUCAGCUCUAUCCAAUAAAGGAUAUGAACAUGUAUGUCGUUGGACUAAGAAGGUGGACAUAUUCUCAAAGGAAAAGAUUUUCAUCCCAGUCCAUUUAGAAGAAGAAAAUCAUUGGUGUUUAGUAUACAUUGAUUUCCUAAAAAAAACUAUUAAGUAUUAUGAUAGUUUAGGAGGUCGUAAUUUUUCGUGUCUUAAGCAAAUUUUAAGAUACUUAAUGCUGGAACACGUUAAUAAGAAACAUGUUGAUUUUCGGCCUGGUGGUUGGUGCUUAGUUAAUGAUCGAGAUUGUCCAAAACAACUAAAUAUUUGGGACUGCGGCGUUUUUGUAUGUAUGUAUGCUGAAUACUUAUCAAGAAACAAACCGUUGAAUUUUAGUCAAAAGGAUAUGGGAAGAUUUAGAAAACAAAUUUAUCGUGAAAUAAAACAGAAAAAAUUAUUUAAGGAAUGUGAGUAAAUUUAUAUUUUUAGAACAUUGUAUUUAUACGAACAUGUUUAUUUCAAACUAUGACAAAAGUAUUGUAGUUUUGUAUUUUAUUAAAUUUUAAGAUGUCGUUAAGAUCUAUAAAACUAGUUGUAAAUAAUACCUUUUGCUUUAUUUUUAAAUAAAAUAUGUAAUUGAACAAAUACAUUUAUUGUUUAGUAGAGGUCUGUUCGGUUCUAAAAAUAUGGGAACGGACUGUAAAAUUAAAUUUUAUAAUACUGUAAAAAAAAUCUACCUUUAAAUAUUAUUUUGUAACAUAAACCAACUAACCCUGACCUAAAAAUUUAAUAAAAUUAAAAAAACUAACAACAAAUUGGUUAUAAUAAAUCAUCAAUAAUUUGUAUUAAAACCAAGACCAGAUUGAGCUAAGAUUCUUUUUAGCUUCGACCAAAUAAAUUUAUAAAUUAUUUAAACCCAAAUCUGGGUUCAGCCAAACAUGGAUAUUGAAAUUCUAAACCCAUCUGGACAAACUAUUUACAUAGGCUGACAAAUAAAAAUAUAAAGAAAUUAUUAAAAAAAUAUUAUUCUUUUUACUUGCAACUGAGGAAAACUGCAAAAGCCAAAUCAUAAAAGUUUUCAUGUUACAGCUAAUUUUUUGAUAAUAUACUGAAAUAAUAAAAAAAUUACCUACGUAAAACUUUUUUUAGUUUUAUAAUUUCUACAAAGUAAAAGUACUUUAUAAGCCCAGAUCGGAUCAUUGCAAUUUAUUGGCUGGAUCAAACUGUCCUAUGAUAGAUUAGUUUUAAAUUAAACAAACCUGACCAGCAAGUCAUCAAAUAUAAUCCCCAUCGAACCAAACCUAUAUAAAAGUUGUUAUUAGUGAUCGCAUCAGACCAAACCUAGAUUAUGGUCUGGGUAUCCCUGGGACCGCACUGAUCUCUAUUUAACUUAGUUCAAAUCAAUUAUUAUUAAUUUUAUCACUUGGCUAAAAUAAUUGUAUAGUUUACUGCUUGUAUUAAGGUAAUUGACAAAUUAAUAACUAGUUAACAGAAAAAAAAUGUGUUGUUUUAAAAGCAUUAGUUAAAUUUUUAUAAUAACACUAUUAACUAUGUAUAAAAAUAUGUUUUAUUCGUAAAUAUCACCUGUAAAGUUAAAGUUGUGUGGUAACAUAAUAAUAUAGUAUU
This is a messenger RNA of Adelges cooleyi (spruce gall adelgid), 2040 nucleotides long. Its product is annotated as sentrin-specific protease 1-like. Bases 308 to 889 code for a protein of 193 amino acids. Lineage: Eukaryota; Metazoa; Arthropoda; Insecta; Hemiptera; Adelgidae. The transcript has 2 exons. Gene Ontology annotation, molecular function: deSUMOylase activity. Gene Ontology annotation, cellular component: nucleus. The record is from RefSeq and is a predicted model, not a curated record. Gene Ontology annotation, biological process: protein desumoylation.